AGAGAGACCAUACAUUCGGUGUGUAUUUCGUGGACUAAUAUCCAAGUGAUGACUAAAACACAGAAAUCUAUUUAUAAUUGUUUUCAAACCAAUAAAACUCCGAAAGAGAUCCUACGGAACGUAUCAGGUGAAGUUAAAGCUGGAAAUAUGUUGGCCAUCAUGGGAGCCAGUGGCUCCGGAAAGACAACUCUAUUGAAUGUAUUGACGGCAAGGAAUUUAUCGCAACUGUCCGUCAAUGGAGUGGUACUCAUGAAUGGACAGACAGUCAGCCAACAGACCAUU
Molecule: messenger RNA, 282 nt
Organism: Oppiella nova
Lineage: Eukaryota; Metazoa; Arthropoda; Arachnida; Sarcoptiformes; Oppiidae
Source: the annotation of a GenBank genome assembly